This is a messenger RNA of Chelmon rostratus (copperband butterflyfish), 1469 nucleotides long. RefSeq lists its product as uncharacterized. The record is from RefSeq and is a predicted model, not a curated record. Lineage: Eukaryota; Metazoa; Chordata; Actinopteri; Chaetodontiformes; Chaetodontidae. The coding region runs from base 285 to 926 and encodes 213 amino acids. The transcript is spliced from 7 exons.
AAGAUUGACAGGUUCGGUAAACCAAAUAAGAGUAGUCAAGAGAAGAUAUUAUCAAUCAUCUCUUUCUGUUGCAUUUACUCAGUUGGGAUUUCAGACACUAUGCCAGGGUGAAGACACAUCCCUUGGGUAUAAUUGAUGAAAGUGAGGUUGUGCGCGCCGAGUUUCCAGUUGUUGUCGGAGUCCACACAUCCUGGAAGACACAUCCUGAAGUUUUUUCAGUGUUGAAUGAGAGUGCAGGAGGCGGCAGCUACGGAACGUCAAUGUACGUCUACUAAAGAAGAGCCAUGACAGCAGAGACGCUCAAUUGUGUCGCACGAAGAAGAGCAGCUGGUGAUCUGGGAGGUGUGAAGCUGCAAGGUGCCCCAUUAGGUGUCAUCAGCAGAAGAGAGGACUUCAGCCAACCUGAGGAGGUCAUGGGCAGUGGCAGCAGUUUCCAUGGCCGAGGUUUGUCCCCUCAGACAAAGUUGUGGCUUAGAAGAGCAGCGAUGCCUCAGCUGGAGCUGGAAGAGGAUGCCCUCUGCUUCCUUCCUUCUCUCCAGCCUAGGAACCAAGCCACCCGUGCCUGCCGCUCGAGAGGUGCUGGAGCUUUCUGCUGUUGUACCAGCACAGAUGGAGCUGAAAGUGGAGGCAGUCCGGAGCUCGACGAUGUGAGCAGUGAGCAGCACACCCACUCAAUAAAACAGCUUCUGAAGAACAUCAGCACCAACCCUGAGAGUCUGCAGGAGCUCAGCUGGAUGAAGGAUGAACUGAUUAGAUGUUGGUGGUCAAAGAUCCCUGUGAAUAUCUGGGUCAUCUUCUACCCUCGCAGCUGUGCAGAGCAGGCUGAGGAGCUGUCGCCACUUUCAACAAGGUGGCCAGGCCUGUUGGGAUGCGUCUGGAGCGGCCCAUUUGUGUGGAGCUUUGUGUGGGAAGCACCUUCAUCAUGACUCCCAUCGGCCAUUUGUUCCUUCUUGUCUGGAUGUCCUUCAUUAGUAUAACGUCGCCUUCCUUAAGGUUUGCUCUCUUGUGUCACCAUUUCUGCUGCAUCUGGAGUGCACUCAGGAUUUCCUUACGUCAUCUUGGCCAGAAUGUCUCUGCCAGGAACUGCACUCUCUUCCACUGGUGCUUGAAGAGGUCUUUGUUGGUCUAUUGAACUAGUCAUUAGGACUGUAAAUGUGUGGUCUAGUGACAGUACAGAGGAGCUGAGAAGAUGCAUUCUGUCUAUAGACUUGAACAUUGUCUUCCAGGAUAAAGAUAUUGACCUGGUCACAGACUCGAACUCUGUAUUUUUUCUGUGUGGAUCUAAUCAUACCUUAGAUACCUUACUGUUGAAAGACCAAACCCAAAUAAUAAACACUUUGUCACAAAAGAACUGAAGGAAUGUAUUCAUAGGAAGAAAAUGGCCUCCAGAUCAGGAGACACUGCAGAACAAGAUUUGUUUCAAUCUGAUACAAAGAAAUGCUGAGUUUCAGUUUGAGAGUGAAUUGUGG